CCAUCCCCGUGUUUACAUCAUAUCGCCAGCUGCUUCGCAGUAGUAAUUCUUUGUUCGUUACUUCCAUGUUUUCUUUGGAAAUUUGUCUUUUUUAUUCGUCCAUAAGUUGAGAAAUUAGUGUUAAAGCAAUGUUGAGAUUGUACCACAAAAGGAGGAUAUAUUUAGGUAAUUUAGAGAACACUUAACCGUAGAAACCAUUGGGAAUUCCCUGGCAGUGAUGCUGCAAAUUACCGCCAAGCUGGCUUCGAUGAUCCAGUCGACGUCGUACGCAACAUUGUGAAACAACCACCAAUCACUGUGCUCUUAGCUGACAUCGAAAUUUAUCGCCAAAAAUCAUCGGCUCUCUCAACAAUGUCAGUGUUUCACCUCACGAGUCGCUUGGUGCAAGCUCAGCAUGCUAGUUCCCCUACUCAACACCAGGAGGAAGAAGGCAUAAAGGCCGGGCGCUCAGCAGAAAUAGAGCUCAUCAACGCCCUGAAGCAGCAAGGCAUUCCUUCCUCCCAUAUCUUUCGUGGUCUUCGAGUACCAGAUGGUUUCCAGACUAGGAAAUAUGAAAUUGAUCUUGUGGUCCUUACUGAUUAUGGUCUGUUCACCGUGGAAGUGAAGAACUGGUCUGGCAAAGUGUCUCUGGGCUCGGAUGGUAAAUCCUGGAUUCAUCACAAGUGCACCUACUCAGACAAGAACUCCAGCGUGUCCUAUGAUGAGAAAAGUGAGGACCUCAUCACCACCCUGAAACUGAAGACGCAGCUUCUGCGGAACCACCUGCUGCGGAAGGACGUCUGCCUGGCUGAGAAGUACUUCCAUCCCCGUGUCGUGUUCAUGAACAAAAAGCUGGAGAUACAAGAUGAGCUGGUGUCCAAGCUGGAGGUGGUGUCGUCACUGCGCUACCAGGUUUUUCUGCAGUCCUUUCAGAAAGGCUUUGGAUGGAGUGUGGCCAGUGCAAUCAUUCCUUCAUUUAUAACAGGCCAAUUGUCAUAUGGUGCAAUGGAGAUGGCAAGACAAGGUUUGAAUACCAUUGGGACAUGGGACGUCAUCAGUCUGAAUGGAGAUAGACAACUCUAUGGUGACUUCAAGGGGAAUGCCCACUUUUCUCCAAAUCGCGAGGAGACAGCAAUGUUGGAAUUCAGCCAUCAGCGGAAUGCAGCAAUCUCAUCACUGUGGGCAGUGCUUGGGUAUUCACCACAGGUGGUGAUUACAAUGCACAAACGUAGUGGGGGAAGCUGGCUGUGGGGCACCAGUUGUGGCUCAGUUACCAUCCCUUACAAUGCCGAGAUUAUGUUCCGAGUAGCAGGGGACCAGGAGGACUCCAAGAUACCCGCCAAUGACAUCCAGUCCAUCAGCCUCAGCAUCUAAAGAAAUUUUGAGUUCACACAAUCCAGUAAAUACAUAUAUGUCUGGGGGUGUUGAUCUAAUAUAAUUGUUUUCUUUGAUUCAUGUUCUUUAAACUAGACAUGUGUAUGAGCAUUGUUUUGACAUCACUGGAACAGCAUUGAGUGUAAUGGUAAUGCAAGGGGAGUUAUAUUCGAAGUUUGGUAAAUUUGCUCCUAUUUUCUGCAAACCAGAAUGAUUUAUGAAGCUUUAAAAGGAUGACAGGCAAAGAUUCAGAGUUCUCUGCUAAAUGGUAUUGAUAAAAUUGACUGUAAAAGCAGUUUUUUUUUGUUGUAGUAUUCGUUUCAUAUUGGUUACAAUCGGAAAUGAGUUGGGACUUGGUGGGCAGUGUGAGAGAUGAGUUAGGACUGAUGGUCCAGUGAUCAGAAAAGAUAAAAGUUUACACAAAAAAUGUCUGUUGAGUGAAUAUUCACAGCUGGUGAAUGAGAGAAGAAACACGUUUUUUCUAUUGAAAAAGAGCUUGCUGAACUGUUGUUGUCCUUCCAAAAUGCUACAUUCAUUUUGUGCUACAUGCAAAGGUUAAUGAACAGUUUGACAGUAUGAAUCAAAAGGGAGCCCACCUCAAUGAAAAUUUGAAAUUUUUUUAUCUGUUGCACAUCACGUAUCAAUUUGUAUGAGCACUGCCUUACUUUGAAGGUCUCAAUUUGUCUUUAGCUUUGGAAUUAGUAGUUGGUAUGACAUUACAUGUAUUUUUUAGCGUCCAACACCCGAAAACGUGGACAUUUGAACUGUAAAGAAUUACACAAAUUACAGUUAUCACCAUCAUCAUCUUCGAUACACUGACAAUCAAUAUUUGUGGCACGGGAUCAAGUCUUGACACUGAUCACUGGAAGUUGCAUUUUUCAAACUGCACUAUAUGUCAAAUGAGAAAGAAAAAAAGAAUGAAAUGGGUUCAUUUUUCUCGCUUUGAAAAGUGUCAGAAUUUAUUUAUACUGAAUUUAUUUCUGGAUAAGAACACUGGCUAUUCGGAAUAUUCUUUUUCAGAUUCAUUUCAUGUUUUUGUUCAGUUGAUUUGCUUUCUUUUCUGGGUCAUUGAUAAAAUUUAAAAUUGACAGCCCUAAGGCCAAAUUCUCUCACCUUACUGUUAGAUUCAACCUCAUGAACUAAAAGGAUGUAAGUUAGUGAAUCGACCUAUAUGCUGUCAGAAGUAGAAAAGGAAACUUUCUGUGUCACAUUGAAAUAGAAAGGCAAAGUGCCUGCGUUUGUAGAGUUUUAGAGCAAUUGUAUUUUGUAUUAAAUAGUUGCACAGAUUAUUUGAGAUGGAGGCUUUGCCCUUAAUUGGACCAUUUGUACUUUAUGAAUUGUAUUGAGUUUAUGGAGUGUUAUUGUGGUGGGUUGCAUGUACGUGUGCUGGGUAUUUGAAAAUUUGCAGGUGUGUUUUAAGGUGUUUGAAAUACUAUUUUUCCAGCAAAUUUGUAUAAAUUAGAAUGCGUGGACAGUUCAGAAGUUUUUAUCAAUGACAAUGUGCCAUGUGUUUUCACAUUUUAGAGUUUAGAAUAACGUAUUCAUUCAUUGAUGUGUGGUGAUUGUAAAUAGAAACUAAGUCACACUUCAAUCUUGACUUUUUUCAGUUAGAAGAGCAAUUAGUUGAUCUGUACAGUGAAAGAAUUUGCUUAUCAUGGAGAAAAAGUAACAGGUUUUCAGUAGGUGCUUUGCUGAAAGGAAAAUGUGACUUGUUCAUAAUUGACUGAUAAAGUGCAGUUUUGAGUCUGAAUUAUUUGAUUCACUGUAAAACAUUUUAAAAAGAUACAUUUGUAAUACUAGUAUAAUUUGAUAGAUAGGAUGGAAUGGAACCAACAGAAGAACUGCACAUAUUUUCUUCGGAAUGCCCAUGUACCUCAAAUGCAAUAGUAUGACUACAUGAAAUGUAGUUUAUAUGCAUUCUAUUUUUCUCUGGAAAAUGGUAACUGGCAGAAGGGGACAUUUCACACUCACUUUGUACUUGUUUUAAAUCAAUAGUAACCCCUCCCUUAACAACAUCCAUUUGCUCGGGUAGAAUGCUCAAGAGGAAGGGAUUUGGCUAGUUAUGUUUAUCACCUGAAGAAAAACCCAUUGAGUUACUUUUGAGAAAAAUUUUCAUACAGUGGGGUUAGAAGUGUGGAUUUGUUUUGCAGGACAGAAAAAUGGAAUCACUGAACUUACUUUUAGGGGACUUUAUGGCAUUUUCAAACUAGACGUUGAUUGCCUUAUAUUAUAUUAAUGACGGUACAGAGAAGACAGAUUUUGAGGGCAUUGCAUUGAGUGAAAUGAACAUUUUUGCAGGGUAUUUGGGGCCUUGCUACACUGAUGAAGCAUUACUGUGCUAAAGUGUAUUCUUUUGUCUCUUUUGCUUGGUUUACAUCCCAAAUUGUCGAUCUUAAGUGCAUUUAAAUUCAGGGGAUUUUUUAUUCGGUUUUCUUGCCAUAUUUAUUCUUUAAUGGUGCAUGCUUAUACCUUUCUGCAAGCGUAAACUAGAAUUGUGAAUGAAACUUAAUAAAAAAAUUCCCCUGAAGACAGGAUCCUCACCAAGUAAAAAAAAAGUACAGUCAUAAGACGUCAUGAACAAGACCCAUAACGUGUUGGCUCUAUGCAUGAACUCGAGGUUUUUCAGUGUCACUGGUUAGUGUUUUGUUCAGAUUUAUUUAUUUGGAAUAAAUAAUGGUGAUAUUAUA
Molecule: messenger RNA, 4040 nt
Organism: Acanthaster planci (crown-of-thorns starfish)
Lineage: Eukaryota; Metazoa; Echinodermata; Asteroidea; Valvatida; Acanthasteridae
Source: RefSeq, a predicted model, not a curated record